This is a messenger RNA of Megalobrama amblycephala (Wuchang bream), 3302 nucleotides long. It is a transcript of the gene adss2, whose product is annotated as adenylosuccinate synthase 2. The coding region runs from base 127 to 1503 and encodes 458 amino acids. Gene Ontology annotation, cellular component: cytoplasm. The transcript has 13 exons. Gene Ontology annotation, molecular function: adenylosuccinate synthase activity; GTP binding. The record is from RefSeq and is a predicted model, not a curated record. Gene Ontology annotation, biological process: IMP metabolic process; 'de novo' AMP biosynthetic process. NCBI's taxonomy places the organism in Eukaryota, Metazoa, Chordata, Actinopteri, Cypriniformes, Xenocyprididae.
UUCUGCAGAACACCACUUGCUGGAGGCGCUGGUACGCAAGCAGUGCUCCGCCCUCGGUGUCUGCUCAGGUGUGCGUGUGUCGGAGGAACAUUGCGGAGCUACAGGGAGAGCAGAGGGGACACGGUCAUGUCAGACAGCGGGAACGCACAGUCGCAGGACGGAGGAUCCCACGGCGAGGACAGAACGAGCCGGGUGACGAGCCCAAGUGUGGGCAACAGAGUGACCGUGGUGCUCGGAGCGCAGUGGGGCGAUGAAGGAAAAGGAAAGGUGGUAGACCUGCUGGCUCAGGACGCUGAUAUGGUCUGCAGAUGUCAGGGGGGCAACAAUGCAGGACACACGGUCGUGGUUGAUUCAGUGGAAUAUGAUUUCCACCUUCUACCAAGUGGGAUUAUCAACCCUAAGGUCACAGCCUUCAUUGGUAAUGGUGUAGUCAUUCACCUGCCGGGCCUCUUCGAGGAGGCUGAGAAGAAUUUGCGGAAAGGAAAAGGUCUAGAAGGCUGGGAGAACAGGCUCAUCAUCUCUGAUCGUGCACACAUUGUGUUUGAUUUCCAUCAAGCUGUGGAUGGAGUCCAGGAACAGGAGAGGCAACAGCAAGCUGGCAAAAAUUUAGGAACAACUAAAAAGGGAAUCGGCCCCGUGUAUUCAGCCAAAGCAGCUCGCAGUGGCCUGAGGAUAUGUGACCUUCUGGCUGACUUUAAGGAUUUCUCAGAGAGAUUUAAAAAUUUGGCCUCACAGUAUAAGUCUAUGUACCCUUCACUGGAGAUUGAUGUGGAUGGGGAACUUGAGAAACUCAAGACAUAUGUAGAUAGGAUAAAGCCCAUGGUGAGAGAUGGAGUCUUCUUCAUGCAUGAUGCGCUACAUGGACCUCCAAAAAAGAUCCUGGUGGAAGGUGCCAAUGCUGCCUUGCUGGACAUUGACUUUGGGACAUAUCCUUUCGUGACUUCCUCAAACUGCACUGUGGGAGGGGUGUGUACGGGUCUGGGCAUGCCACCCCAGAAUGUUGGUGAAGUCUAUGGAGUUGUCAAAGCCUACACCACGAGAGUUGGGAUUGGGGCUUUCCCUACAGAACAGAACAACGAAACCGGAGAGCUCUUGCAGAUGAGAGGCAAGGAAGUGGGUGUGACCACAGGUCGCAAAAGGAGAUGUGGUUGGCUGGAUCUUGUGCUUAUUAAAUAUGCUCACAUGAUUAAUGGCUUCACGGCCUUGGCUCUCACCAAACUAGACAUCUUAGAUGUGCUUCCUGAGAUCAAAGUUUGUGUGGCAUACAAAGUAGAUGGUGAAACCAUCCCACAUUUCCCAGCAAACCAAGAAGUGCUACAGAAGGUUGAAGUGCAGUAUGACACUCUGCCAGGCUGGAAAACAGACACGUCUGCUGCCCGGACCUUUGAUGAGCUUCCAGAAAAUGCAAAGAAAUACGUCAACUACAUCGAAGAUCAGUUGUGUGUGCCUGUGAAGUGGAUUGGUGUUGGGAAGUCAAGGGAAUCAAUGAUCCAGCUCUUUUAAGAGGCUGCUUGGCCUGCAUGUAGCAGUGGCUGGAUUAUGCUCUGGACUCGGGGACUCGGUGCCGGAGACGGGAAGUUGCCUCGUACAUUUCCUCUCCCACCUCGCUUCAGUUUCUCCAUGGCAAGAAAGUUGAACAUUUUCUGUCACUCAGAUCAUCUUACAGCCUGUUUAAAUAGAGUAUUUCUCUAUAUUUUCUGUGGUAAAUCAAAAAGGCAAGAUUUGGCAUCACGUAACGGUUUCUCAUCUGUUCUUCUCUUUUAUUUUGAGCUGUCGUAAGCUCAGUUAUCUCCAUCUUGAGUCCAUAUGCUGUAAAUGUGCUACUACUUCAAACAGUCAGACUUCAGUAGUUGUUAGAUAACAGUUUUUCAAAAAGGUUAGGUAAAACAAUUACUUAUACAUAUUUCAUGUUUCAAUGGUUAUGCGAUGUAUAUUACCACACUUUGUCCUUGUUUUAAAUGGACCGUAUGACUGACUUGUUCAAGUCAACUUCAUUUUAACGUACGCUUUUUAAAAGACGGAUUAAAUGUUUCUUUACCGGAUGCAUAAAAGUGAAUCUUUUGACUCACGUGAUUCACGAUUCAGUGAUUCUAAAUGAGAAAUAUGUAGAAGCAGUCAAUGUUUUAUUGAAGCGUUUUCAAAUUUGAAACUAUUUUAAUUUGCUCCAAAAAAUAGUAUGUAACAAACGAAUUAUAAUGUGCCUCAAGAUACAGAAACAUGCAAGAGUUUAAGCAUAUACUAUUAUACAAGCUAGGCUCUUGAUUCCAUUGAAUGUAUGUAAAUGUUUGCACAGUCCUCGGAUGUUUAUUGUUCAACUUUACAACUUUAUGCCACAGGCAUAUUAAAGCCACUUUAAUUGUCAGUACUGAGAUAUCUGGAUACUUGCCUUUCAGUACAGAUUGUCAAAGUAUAGAUCCUUAAGACAUUUAUGUGCAUUCAGACGCCACCUCAGGACGUACAAUUCUGUUUAGCCAGUAAAACGCACUGAUGAUUAAACUUCUUUUACGGUUGCUAGCUGCUGCAGAACCUUUAAAUGUUAGAGAUGUUCUAAAUAGUUGAACAUAAGAGUCACUAGAGCUUGUAUGUUUAAAUAUGACUGGGUUGUUUCAUAAACCCAGAUUUGCUUCUUGUCUCACCUUCAGUUCUGCACCUACCAAUAAAUGAGUAAUAUAGGAUAAAGUGUGCCUUGUUAAUACAGAUGAACAAUGAAACUUGAAAACUAGUCUGAUUGAGCUUUUAUGGAUUUUAAUUGAUAAACUUCAAUACUUUAGCUUUUCGAGGGCAUUAGCGUCAUUGCCAUUUUGCCAAAAGUGUACAUGCAUCCAAAGAAGUAUCUUAAUGGAUAAAUGAAUGCUGUGAUAUAAAGAGCCUUUGUAAAUGACCCAGAAUGAAAACUCUCUUUUUCUGUCGCUCACAGCUGCUGAAUAAAUGAUAUAACCUGUUUAUUGUUUAGUAGUGUCUAUUUCACAUCAGUUAUCUUGUAUUAUCACAUUUCCCCUGAACAAAUAGGACAGCGGAAACAUUCAAACAACAGUAUGUUUGCACAAAAACACGUUUUUCUGUUUUUGAAAUCCUUUACUUUGAAUUCUGUGUUGUAUUGCUGCUGACUGGGUUUUCAUGUAUGUAUAUACAGAACACAAAGCCAUAUUCUCUUGAAUUUACUGUUACUGUACACUUUGCUGGUGAUGGAAACUGGUGGGUGUGCAUGUUCAUCUAGUGGGAUUUGCUCAAAAACUCACUCACUUUGUAAUUUAUCUUGGGUGAAUGACACUUCAGUCAAUAAAGUAAUAUAGUCAGAAACA